Molecule: messenger RNA, 1691 nt
Organism: Lolium perenne
Lineage: Eukaryota; Viridiplantae; Streptophyta; Magnoliopsida; Poales; Poaceae
Product: WAT1-related protein At1g44800-like
Cellular component (GO): membrane
Molecular function (GO): transmembrane transporter activity
Source: RefSeq, a predicted model, not a curated record
UACUAGCUGGGCGACCCAAACUCAAACCGAUCCAAACUCGAUCAGCUAAACCUACUCGUACAAAGACUCAACUAGUACUACUCGGACCAGAGCUGACUACAUGGCAUGCAAAGCCAAACCGACUAGGAAACUUACCUAAUUAACCUGACUAGACUUAAACGCUAACUCCUGUAUUAGAGGCUAGAUUAUUGCUAACACGGCCGGUGUGAGCAGUGUGCCUCGAUCAUCUCUGUCCGUCCGUGUGUGUUGAGUACGUGCUGGAUCAUGGGCGUGGGGAAGAAGGUGCUGGACGACGUGAAGCCGUACAUGAUGAUGGUGCUGCUGCAGAUUGGGUACGCCGGCAUGUACAUCGUCUCCGUCGCCUCGCUCAAACAGGGCAUGAGCCACUUGGUGCUCGUCACCUACCGCAACAUCGUCGCAACCGCCGUCAUGACGCCCUUCGCCCUCAUCUUCGAGAGGUUCAGGGGACUGAGACCGAAGAUGACAAUGCCCAUCUUCGUCAAGGUCUGCAGCCUCACGUUACUCGAGCCUGUGAUUGACCAGAACCUGUACUACCUCGGCAACAAGUUCACCUCCGCGAGCUUCUCCUCUGCGCUGGUCAACAUCCUCCCCACCGUCACCUUCAUCAUGGCCAUCAUCCUCCGGAUGGAGAAGCUCCGAUUCCGGAGCCUCCACAGCCAGGCCAAGGUCGCCGGCACCAUCUGCACCGUCACCGGCACGGUGCUGAUGAUCAUGUACCACGGCCCCGUGGUGCAGUUCCCGUGGGCUCACCACGCCGACCCGUCCGCGGCCGCCGCCGCCCAGAGCAGCGCCACCUGGCUCGCCGGCACCGUCAUGAUCAUCGCGUGUUGCGUCGCUUGGGCCGGCUUCUUCGUCCUCCAGUCAAACACGCUGAAUAGCUACCCGGCGCCGCUGACGCUGACGUCGAUAAUCUGCGCGAUGGGUGCCGUGGUAAACGCCGCAGUUACGCUGGUGGCGGAGCGCCGGAACAUGGGCGCCUGCUGGGUCAUCGGCCUCGAUACCCGCCUCUUCACCGUCGUCUACUCCGGCAUCGUGUGCUCCGGCGUGGCGUUCUACUUGCAGGGGCUGGUGACCAAGACGCGCGGCCCGGUGUUCGUGACGGCGUUCCAGCCACUCUGUAUGCUCAUCACCGCCGUCAUGGGCUCCAUUCUCCUCAAAGAAGAGACCACGCUAGGAAGUUUCUGUGGUCACAGUGUGAUUGGCGCAGCGAUCAUAGUGCUCGGCCUCUACUCCCUCAUCUGGGGCAAGAGCAACGACAUCCUCGACAGCAAGACGGCCGCCGAGAAUCUGGCCCUGCCGCUCACUUCGGUCGUCGCCAACGGCAACAGCAGUAACGGCGGCGCCAAUGGUGGCAGGCAUGUCGCCGAUCGAUGACGUGGAGACACCGGAGCUGGUGAAGGGUGUGAUCUGCUACUAGCUAGCUGUGGCCAUCCGUUGUAUAUCGCGCGCAUGCAUUUCGUCGAUCUCUCGUGUAUGAUCAAGCUAGAGUAACUUGUAAUGCAGAAAAGAAGUUGCAUGUGUCCUACGUUGGUCUAGUUUCUUAUUUUACAUUUUGACUUUGAGAUCUAUAUAUGUAGCUGGGUAAUAGACCAGCCUGUGUCGUGCGUGCAUGUAGUGCUGCUUCCCUCUGCUAUUGUAGAGAGGGAAUUAAUUUACUACUUUUGAUUGAA